AAUCAGCGUCUUGGGCGUCUCGAAGACCAGACACAACGUCUCGAAGACCAGACACAACGUCUCGAAGACCAGACCCAACGUCUAGAGGCCGAGACCUGUUGUCGUGUAUCGCCCUGGACAUGGCAUUCUCGAGCCGGAAUCCUCACGAUUUCCUCGAAACGCGGACGAGUUUUACUCCCUGAGGGACCCGCAAACUGACCGGCACCGGUCCAUGCUGGCCUACCUUGCCGUCUUCUACGACGUCCAACUCAGAAGUGCUGGUCAUUUGCCUGAAGAGGAAAGCAACAGCGACGAUAGUGACGACGACGAAAUCAUACUCGAACACCCUGACCUCGUCGUGGAGAAGUUGGAAGACAUACUCGGCCUGAAUGAAGAUAAAAUUACCAAGUUCAAGGAGAGAGCUCUGCAAAUGGCAUCACGAGCGCCAUCGAAACCCAUCAAACGCUCCCAAAUAUCCUGGCCUGGAGAUGGACCUAUUCCUGGCCCACGCCGACAAAGACUCGAAUUACGUAUCACUGCCGAGAAUCAGCCAUACUUUUAUGAUCCCGAUCGCCCGAAGAGUGUGUCCUCUGAAGGCUUAACCAAUGCACAUGUUGGAUGGGGUACACGUUCAACGCCUUCCUCGCAAAGGGCACGACUACAGUGGUCUCCCAAGCUGGCGCACGUGUCCGAGCCACCCAAACCUGAACCAGAGCGACCGAAGUCUGCGUCUAAGAGUACCGAGGCUGAGUCAACAGAUACCGAUAACGAUACACACGUGUUUACGAACUCGCCGGAACGGUGAUCUCAGAAGACACGGGCGGUUGAAACCAGUGGCCCAUCAGCCAGGCGGAUACCGCCACCCCCAGGGUGGUAUACAAUUGUCGACUUAAUACUUUCUACGAUGGAGCGUAGAAUGUCAAUGGUCAAGUGCGCACGGGUUUUGGGUGCAUGGAAGGAGGUUUGCGAGCAGGUCUAGGACGUGUGUGAAAGGAGCUGGAGAGUGACUGAGCUAUCUUUUCAGUGAUAACAGUUUGGCUCUCGGCUCUUGGCACCGCGUUUACCCUUAGGUAUAUACUGACAUUCCCCCCUAGAGCUUCU
This is a messenger RNA of Colletotrichum godetiae, 1080 nucleotides long. RefSeq lists its product as uncharacterized. The record is from RefSeq and is a predicted model, not a curated record. NCBI's taxonomy places the organism in Eukaryota, Fungi, Ascomycota, Sordariomycetes, Glomerellales, Glomerellaceae. The coding region runs from base 212 to 784 and encodes 190 amino acids. The transcript is spliced from 2 exons.